AUGCGCAUCCACACGUUUUCACGCGUACCCUUAGCUUUACGAAUGUGUGGCGCAAUCCUGUUGUGCAUGUUUAUACCAGCAACCAAAGCCCAGUGGAUUCAGAAGGGGCCUACUUCCGUAAAAUUUGAAAGGGUAAGAUUUUGGCCUCGGCUCGUCUCAUUUUUAAAGGGAGCCACAACCGAGGACAGGAUUAACCAAGCUCCCAAAUCCAAUUUGCUUAGGCUAGCUAGCCACAGAAGGCCUCGCUGCCUUAUGGACAGAUGCUUUUGAGACUGGGCUUGUCUCUGAAUGACCUGGGAAUUCCUAGGAGCCAGAAAAAUCCAGUCCAUGGGAGCAUUACGCGUCAUGGACGCCCGUUUUGUGGGAUGCUGCUGCUGCAGAAGACCAUUUAACAUUCUUCUCUUGAAAUGAAAGGGAACAUUGAGGAACAUGGAAGACUUUAUUUCCCCCUAGUGACCUGGCGGACACCGCAGUGGUCUCUACCAGCAGUGAGACAAAGUGGCAAGAGUCUCGAUCCAGCAGCACGUGGCAGCCAAGGACUGGAGCGCAGGGCUGAGAUCCGCAGACCUUGGGCACCGUCUCCCGAAGGGCGCAACACCCUCAACCUCUGCGUUUUGGAAAUUUAGGUGGCCACUGGCCAGUCCAGGUGAAUAGGUGCGCUAUUAAAGGCGUGUGAAGGAAAACGAAAUAAACUGGGGCGGGGGGGGGGGGGAGAGAGCCCUAGCGCUUAAAUCCUAGUUUGAGCUCCUAUUUGAUCCGCGGCAUUUUGUGGACGCAGAAGGAGCGGAUAGGUAUACAUAACAUGGGCGGAGGUGCAGAGACUGGAGGGGAAACCAGUUUUACAAGGAGAGGGAAAAAAGCAGAAAGAGGAGAGGAUUCAUUCUUGUUCAAUAAAUAAAUACGGGGGAGCGUUUUAAGAGACAAGGAGACUCUUUUGUCUUUUCGGUGGCAGCAGAGGAGCAGGGAAUCUCUCCUGCCAUCUUUGCCUGUAUCUGAAAUGGCUGCUGCGGUUACCAUGGGGGCCCUUGCGCCGCAGUGGCUCGUCGGCUGCGGAAGAGGCAGCGUGGUAGAUGGGCCAGUUAACCUCUCCCGUGCCACCUCAGGUCUCCUGGACUCUGGGGUGGGGGGCGAGAAAGGGGCCCGCAGCCCCGCUCCUCCCUCCUUCGAUUGCGCUCAGGCUCCGAAAGACCCAUAGGUUUCCAGGGCGAGAAGACACUGUCUUCUUCAACCUCCCUCCUCUCCACUGGCCGAGGGAUCGCGUCCAGCGUUAGCUCGCCACUUGCUUAUGGCCUGCUCGGGGGUAGGGGAGAACUAGGGAGUCCGCAAUGCCCGCUGCUGCUGCUGCUGUUGAGCGAUCAAUCCGAGCCCGGCCUCCGAGCCCGGCGCCGCUUCCUCUCUGGCAGCUCAUAACAAUGUAGGUCACCCUGCUGCAUGAGAUUUGCAGGCUGGGAUUGAAACGGCUCGCCUGGCAGCCCGGAGCUCCGAGCUGGCCUCGCUCAGCAGCCGGCUCUGCACCACCCACACAGCUCCUUGGUUCAGAGAUCGCUGCUGUGGCGCGGAGGGAACCAGCCACGACGAAGCCUUGGUGUGUGUGUUUUUUUAGAGGCGUCUCAGGAGGCUGCAAGCUGGAGCUUCCGGCCCCCCGAGCUGUGCCAGCUGCCCAGAGCUCGCUCGCAGGCCCACCUUGGUAGCCAGCCGCAGCUGAGGCCUUGCGCCUGGGAGCAGGUGCAGCAGGGGAGAGUAGAAGCAUGCCUUCCCGGAGCGCAGGGAUCGGGCGGCCCCGCUGGGGCAGGAGCGCAAGAGGCGGCCCACCAACGCCCUUGUUGUGUGUGAAGCCCCUGGCCUGGCAUCCAGUCUCUGAUGCCCCCCUUAGCCUGGCCACCGCAAGGCGCCUCGCCAAUAAAAGACUCUCCCUGUGGGGAGAGAAAGAAACGGCUGGCUUCCUUCCCCUAAAGUGCGCGGACAGGCAGCGUUUUGAAGGUGCCCGUGAAGAUGUGAUGGCAACUGGAGAACUCGCCCGGCAAAAGCUGUCGCCGGCAAUGGCAUCCGUGUCUAAUGUCAGCCGUAGAUUGUCGCUGACGUGGAUUGUCGCCGACCAAGCGAGAGAGAAAGGUUGAGACCUCCCUCAAGCUAUCCUAAUCCUUUGUCGGAAGUGCAGGAUCCCUAGGAAACACGCCUCAUUUCAGAACAUUUGCUGUUUCGUGCAAGGAGCGCCCGAAAAUCCGCAAUGGAAUGAAUUCUAAGGGAAGGCCCGUAGCUCAGCGCUACGUAUCUACCUGGUUUCCACGCAAAAGAGCUGCUAUUCAGUCCCCGGGAUGCCUAUCUGAAACCUUAGAGAGACGCUGCCUUAGCACUACCAGCUUCCGAUACUAUUUCUUUAUUUCUUUGGCUCACGUUCUUGUCUCCAAAGUGAACCCCACCCCCCGUAAAGGUCUACGCUUCUCCAAAAAGUACAGACAAAGCAGUUAAAACAAAAGAGGCCGUAGGUAGAUCUUCCUUCUGCGCCUGACCUUGGUUUUGGCCUUCAUAUUGAAAUCAGCAAUAACUGGAGUUCAGUUCUUGCUGAUGUCCAUAUGAAGUUCAUUGUGAAGGUCGGAUUCAGUUUGAAAAAUUCGCUUACAAUAUCGCCCCAAACUAAAACGCAAGCAGACAGAGACAAGGGUUACCAAAAUAGACGCUGGUCCCGGCUGCAACCGUUUGGCGCUAUUUUCUCUCUCCCGCCCCAUUCACAGUUAUCUAUCUGCUUGCCUGCCUACCGUGAAACGUCACCCAGGACACAUUUUUUUUGAAACUUCAUUGAUUUCAGGAUUUAGAAUCUGAGCUAAAGGCUGUGGAGAUUUAGGGUUUUCAGCUAGGAACCAGAGAUGCAGACGCUGCAAUUCACUCGCCGCUUCCCCUGGAGUUGUAAGUUUCAGGGAGACGUCGGAAAAACUAUUCCGGCGCUUUGCAAAUGGCCAGUCUGAACUGCACGCUGCAGCCCUUUCCCCACUUGCCAGGGAGCAAAACCCGGCAAGCUUCCCUUAGACUAACACGCAUGCUGUGAGGAUCGUGCCACCUGCGCACACGCGACACGAAAAGACGCCUUGUUCGCGAGCUCAGUGUGUUUGGAAUUGCCGGCUGCGGCGCGCGCGCGUGUGUGAACGUGAGAAAGAGACACUUGACGUGGACGAAGCAGAUCCCACACCUUGCCAAAGUAUCCAAACUACGGGCAUUCGAUGUUUGCCUUCUGCUUCGGUGUCUGCACUCCCUUGGCAUGCAUUGGCACGUUGCUUCCGCCCUCCACGUGCUCCUGCCCGGCCGCGAGAGGCGUGUUCCGAGCUCUGCCAACCUCGCCAGGGCCGAUCCCGCAGCGGCUGCAUCCGCACGCUCUCUCUCUCUCCCGCGCCCGCCCGCCAUGGCGGCUCCCUUCGCCAGCUUCAACGCGCUUCCUUAUACGGCUGGCGAUCUGGCGCUCGCCUCUUUUUAGACCCUUGACAUCAGCGCCUGUAGCCGAAGCCCGACGCGCCUCGCGAGAAACCCCCCGGUGUCGGUCUCCUCCUCUUGACCUGUUUAAUCCCGGGUGAAAUACCAGUGCCUAAAAAGGCUUUCGAGGGUUUAUUUGGUUUCUGUCUGGAGAUACGAUUAUAAUAUAUACACCCACUCCUCGAAGGGAAGCGGGGGGGGGGGGAGUCUGGGUAUAUGGCUGCAUAUACCAUGCCACUUUUACAGCCCUAACCGCGUUUGCUCUGAAGCCUCUCCUUUCUUUCCAUAGUUUCACUUCCAAGGAAGUGUGCGCAGGAUAGCAGCCCUCGUGCUUUCGAUGUUUCACACGCCCUAGUUCAAUCGUGGGAUUUACUCCCAUCCACCCCCUUAAAAAAAGAAAAAUAAUCGGAUCGGGGUGAAACCCCUUCUUCCCCGCCGCACCCCGGUGAGGUAGGACACCACUUCUACUCGCGAUUCACAGACGAGAGCCAACUGAGUGAGGCUAAGAGGCGGCGACUUCCCCAAAGCUAGAAGGAUUUCUUCGAAGCCAGCUCCCAGCCCUGAAGACGUGCUCCGAAAUGGCACUACUCCCAGCUUGGUUUUGCAGUUUUGUCAGCGGAUUCGGAUUCCUAUAUUAUACCUGCGUUUAGACAGGUUGAGAACGCAGGAACCGAAGUUUCGUUGCCUUUUCGCUGGUGGCAAUCCAAGGUCCAAGCAGAUAUUUUGCAAAAGUAGACAUUUGUUCUCUCAUCCGAUCACCGGCAACUCGGACAGUUUCGCACCUCUGCACAUCAUACCACAAAUUCACAAAAUUACACUCUUCCCCCCCCCCCCCACGCCGAGUUAAUUAAUCUACAAUGUUCCGCCUCUUGGAGUACUUUUCCUAUUGCUUACAGACUAGACUCCUUAAUCGGAGGGUAUUUAUUAUGGGGGCGGGGGAAGGAUCAGUCACCCCAGUUGUGGGUGAGGGGUGGGCAACAGGAUGGUCAGUAUGCAGCUAAGGUGCAGUGCUGAACAUACCCGCGAGGAAAUAAGCCCCAUGGACCGCAGUGGGACCCAGCGCAGAGGCUUAGGAUCGCUCUGCCCCGCUCCCUUUCUUGCAUCAAAUGAAUGAACCAGCUGAGAAGGACCACCCGCCGGCCCUGACUCCUUCUCGGUCUCUCCCAGCCCUGAGGCAGGUUCAAGACCUGCGCCAAGACAUGUGCCGUCUGUCGGACGCCCGGGGAGGUCAGGCUACUUGGGCGUUUGCUGCGGCUCUGGCCCAAGCUGUGCUCCGGGUCUAGGGCAAUCCCGGAGAGGUGACCUGGUGGAUCCCUCGGGGCACUAACUGCAAGGCGGUAGAAGGCACGCUUGCUUCUGCCACGCACCAGAGCCGCCUCCUUCAAAGUCUUGCUGUCCAGAGACUGAGCAGGGGGUCGGGUGGGGAGGCGGGAGGGUUCUCCUCUUCCAGGUUUCAGAAACAGCUGGGAAGGAGGAGAGGCUGGUGGGGAUCGGGGCAACGAAGGAGCAAGAGCCCAGCUCGGAUCGCUCUUCUGGAAAAAAGAAAACCGAGUCUAGGCAGCCAUUUUCUGACGUUUUUCUGCCUUUAGGAUUGGAUCACGUUGGAGAAAGAGGAGACGGAGCGGGGGGGGGGGGCGCAGGAGCUUCGAGGGGGGGCGAUCCUGCGGCAGAAGAGGCAGGGGCUGCUGCUGCCAGGCGUGGUGGGUUUCGGCGAGCCGGAGCGGCGCAGGGAAAAGGGCUUUAUGUGCCUCUGCCCACCCCUUGCCCCGCCAUUUUGUACUUCGCCAGCUUUUCCCUAAAGUAGAGAUAGAGAGAGAGAGAUGGCUGGCCACAUGGAUCCUUCGCGGCUGCUGGGGAAGAGAGAGGCACCCCACAGCCAGACUGCUUUCCCUGCUGUCACCCCACUGGUCCUCAUGCGGCGGCGGCGAGGGGUGGAAAUAAUGAAUGGAGAAGCAACAGGCUCGGACCUCCGCACACUCAGCCCCGCUGAGCGGGGUCCCCUGGUCUUCUCCAGUGCGAAUCUAGAGUGUCCCCCCUCCACUUUGGGGGCUCCGCAUAACAACAAACGGGGUCAGGCCAGGGUCCCUGGCUUCAGCCUCCACCCGACUCUCCCGACAACCCCCCACAAAUAUAAGCCCACCCCACGCGUUUGCUUCGGAUUCUUUAAUCCCGAAUCACUGCUGACUCUGUUUCUGCACCCACAGCCACCAAGGCCGACGGGACUAUGGGGUGGAGAGGAUGGAAGGGGCGAGCCCCUACAGCCUUCUUGGAAAUUCUCAGCAUCCACUGAGGUACAGUGGUACCUCGGGUUACAGACGCUUCAGGUUACAGACUCCGCUCACCCAGAAAUAGUGCCUCGGGUUCAGAAAUUUGCUUCAGGAUGAGAAUAGAAAUCGUGUUCCGGCGGCGCAGCGGCGGCAGCAGGAGGCCCCUUUAGCUAAAAUGGUGCUUCAGGUUAAGAACAGUUUCAGGUUAAGAACGGACAUCUGGAACGAAUUAAGUACUUAACCCGAGGUACCACUGUAUAUUUAAAGUACCCUUAUAGCUCUCGAACAGUCAUAGCUUUCCCCCAAAGAAUUCUGGGUGCUGACCUCGCAGAGCUUUUAUUCCCAGCACCCUUAACAAACUGCAGUUCCCAGGAUUGUCCAUGGCUGUUCCAGCGGUAUAAGACUGCUUUGGAUGUGUGCCGCGUGGAUGUGACAACCCAAAACCACGGAGAAUUUCCCAGCUGCAACUUCUCCCCGGAUUCUAGCCAGUUCUUCCUGGUCUCUCCAACAAGUCACCUGCUACUCAGCUCCUCGGGCCUGAGGGCCAGGAUGCCACCCGUUGCCAGCGCAGAAACGGGAGAGUUUGAACGCCGCCAAGGGCAGCCGCAGUAGCUCAGGCUCGGCUUGCGAACAGGGUGACAGUUCCAACGGGGUGUGCACCCGCUUCUCCCCUUUGGAAGCCUGCAAUAUUGCACCACGGAAAUGAGUGAGAGUGGUGGUCUUGGCUUCGGUUAUCCGACCCCUCCGGAGAGUCCAAAGCAACGCUUAGCCUUGGCUUAGCUUCUUCUCAAAUAUGCUCACCAAAGCCUUCUGUUGUCUAUAUGCGUAUCUAGACUUCUGUUGUGUAUAUGCGUAUGUGUGUAUGUUGUAUAUAUGUGUGCGUGUAUAUAUAUAUUUUCUGUUGUAUGUAUAUAUGUGUAUAUAUACACAGAGAGACACGUCUCCAUCGCAGCCAUUAUGGCACAUGAGGCUGUGGGCGGAUGGGAAGGAACUGGGCGAGAGGGACCCUUCGGAGACCUUUGUCACCCUGAGACACAAACCCAUCGGACUUCUCUGGCGGGGCUACUGAGGCCCAACUAGGCGCUCGGCAGAGAAUGAUAGGAGGCGGGCAGCUCUCCCACAGAAACCCUUCAGAGCAGGAUGUCUCGCAACCGAAUUCCCUACUGCACCGUGUUUGUUUUGCCUCUCCAAACCAGUCCAACAGCUUCUCAUGUGCGGCCGCACAAGUGCCCAGGGUUAUUUAUUUAAUUUUUGCUACAUAUUGGUUGCAUGCCUUGGCACGACCGUGCUGUAUUACCGAUGCCAACACCAACCCUGCCAGAUCCCCAUUUUUAAACUCCGUGAUCCUUGGAUGCCCUUCCCACGCGGGGCAGGGUGAUUUGGAAAUCCAUGCGUGGGUGCGCUAAGAACACGCGGGGAAGGCUCUUUCUCUCGCUCCCCUCCUCCUUCCCACUCUCCCACUCUCCCACCCAACCCCACCCCACCCCGCCGCCGCCCGGGGGCUGGUUUGAAUAUGGCCAGGCAUCCCUUAGCUAGUCCAAAAGGGGCGCGUCGCCUCCAGGGAGAGGGCGCGCGCAAGAGAUCCGAUAAUUCCGCUACAGCAGGCAGAAAUCUGGUGUGGGGGGAGGAGGGGAAAGUGUGUGUGUGUGUGUGUGUGUGUGUGUGUGUGUGUUGGAGGGGUGGGGUGGAGUGGGGAGACUGGCGACACGAAACUGCAAGCCUGGUUUUCGGAUUGAUUGGGGAGCAGGGUGGCGCCUUCAUUAUUUCAGCAGAAAGAGGAACAGAAAGAGAGAAAGGGGCGUUUUGCAAUGCUGCAUUGCAGGGUGUUGCCAGCACAGAGGCAAACAGGGAAGGAGGUCCGUAGUGUUGCAAUGCAGGUGCGGGAUCCCCUUGCGUGACGACGGCGAGGCUGGGCUGGGCUGCGGGCGAAACGGUACCAAGGCAGGCUCCCCAAGGCCUCCAUUUCCCCCAAGCCCCUUCCUCCGGCCAUUUGCUUCUCUGUCCAUUCCUGAUGCUUCUGUUGGAUCUGCGGCCAUCCCUUUCCAGGUGGACGUGACAAGGUGCUGCCGGAAGGUCCAGCGCCGGUACUGUUUCCGAUCCACACGGAUCGGCAGCGUCUAAAAAGCGGAGUCCCCCCCCCCCAAUCCUAAAUAUCUGGCUUGGAGAUACACUGCGCUGAAUUCAGCCAGUUUUUCUCCAUUCCUCUUCCCACCCAGAACUUCGGGGAAACGGAGGAGGGCUAGAAACGCGGUCCUCGAACCUCAGGCAAGACACAGAAACACGGCUUGACAAGACCACUUCUGAGUGCAGCGCCAUCCUAUACACGUCUCGUGAGAAGUCAUCCCCAGUGAAUUCCAGGGGGAUUUAGCUCGCAGCUAAAUGUGGAAAGAGGCGAUUCUGACUUCCUUUACAGUGUCGCUUUUUCUAUCUCGAGAGACGUCUCGGCGGUGGGGAUUUCAGACUUCUGGGGGAAAGGAAACGCGCUCGACCUCCCAAGGGGAUUGAUGAGCAACCACCAUCCACUCGGACCGGUUAAAGUUAAGCUGAAAUUGCAUGCGCAAACGAUUCCAGUUGCCGCAGUCUCAGUUCCUUUGUUUCAGAGGCUCAGAUUCUUCAACCUUCUACUGUAUGUUUUCCAAGACCUUAUGCUCAAAUCCACUGGGUGAUAUUUGACCAUUCACUUGCUUCCUUUUGGGGAACAGAGAGAAAGAAAGACUCAUUCAUUCAGGGUGAGGAGGAAGAGAUGACCUCCCCCAUCCUCCGAGCCAUGUUUCCUAGGAAGCAAAUGCCAUGGGUUUCUGUAUGGCCAUCCAAGGAACCGGGCUGAGGGACGCGCUUCUUCACUAAAGGGUUUCUCGGCUCUUGCUUAUUUACUUAUAUGCCGCUGCUCCUCCAAGGGCCUCCGGGAGCCGCACACGACGGUACCUUCUUCGUUUUCCCCUCUUAACAAUCCUGUGGCGGUAGGUUAGGCUGAGAGCGAAGGACUGGCACGAAGCGACCCUGAGAACUACAUGCCCGAGUGGGUUUUUUGAAGCAGUUGCAGCCCAGCUCUCUAAACAGAACAUCUUAGUGGCGCGCUCUUAACCAAGGAAGUAUGACUUUAAACGCAGUUGACUUGCAAAUUACCAGAUCAUCAGUUACCGAUACAGCAGAUGCUUGUACCUGCUUACUCGGAAGUCAGGUCCACCACGUUCAGGGGCACUUAUUCCCCAGUAGGAGAGUAUAGGAUCGCAGCCCGCAAUGAGACCUAUUAUCGAUGGGACUAUCUAUGGCUGCUCGACUAGAGGAAGGCUGCGGUGAUCCUAAGGCUGCGAUGAUUCAUCCUAUAGGCACUGUUACAUAGAAGCCAGUCUCACUGGGCACACUGGAAACACGCAUAGGUUCUUAAGGAUACUCUUAAAGUAAACCACAGGGGUACAUCAGUGGGACCUUCCUUUUGACUCAAUAAGGUUAGGAUCGGGCCAACACAAUCUUCUAGACACGUGGCGUGGCAACAUAAUCGAAGCCGAGCGCUCAUCGGCGACCUGAGAGUGUAAAACGGGCUCUUGCUUGGCCGCCAGUUCGACGUCAUUUUCCUCGGGCUAAGGACGUCGAGGGAUCCCUUUCCCCACCGGUUAUAUGAGUAUUUAUUAAAUUAUUAUUUAUUAAAUGACACUGCAGAAGGAAAACGAGAGAUCUCUGAAAGGUCUUCCUUGCUGCUGCAACUAUCUCUUGUCCCCGCAGCGGCUGGGCCAUUGGGAACGACUGAAUCCGGUUUAGCGGGCGCGGGGUCUUCCAGCAGCCCGGCCCUUCCCCCUCCUUCAGCAGGAACUCGGAAAGGCGCAGAAACCCGAGCAGCCUCUGAUCAUCCGCAGAGCUAGCGAGGCCUUGCCGGGCACGAGGAGUAGCACGCGCAGGAGCAUCGCCAAGGCUGCAGCGGCCGACCGGCUGCGCCAGAUUCGCCCGGAGCUCGCCGUGACUCAGGUCUUUGUUCGCAGAUCCUGCAACAAGGGCAGCUACAGAAAGUCAGCGAUUCGAGGUAGCCUGGAUUCCUUUGCGCAGGCGCAAGGUGCCACGUGGCCCGAUCUGGAUGAGCUUAACACGCGCUGCGGCGGAUCCUCUUCCCGCUCCGCGCGGGCUGAUUCUUGGAGCUGA
Molecule: messenger RNA, 9863 nt
Organism: Podarcis lilfordi (Lilford's wall lizard)
Lineage: Eukaryota; Metazoa; Chordata; Lepidosauria; Squamata; Lacertidae
Source: the annotation of a GenBank genome assembly